AUGGAAAUUCAGAUAGAAACUGCAGUGAAAAUCUGCCCUAUUGAAUAUGGAGAAAUGGUUUGUGUACAAAGUGAUCCCACAACAAAUACCAUACAACUGAAUCAACAAUUAUAUCCUGUGAAUUAUGCACUACCCAUCAGUUGUUGUCAGAGUACAAUGUUUUCUAACAUUAUACCUAUGGUAAAUUUUUUACUGGAAGGCUGUGAUGUUUCCAUUGUAACUAUAGGUCAGUCAGGAACUGGUAAAACCUAUACAUUAUUUGGACCAGGAUUUCAUUUUGCAGCUAGUGAGUCAGAGCAUGGAGUGGUACCUAGAUUUAUUCGGGAAAUUUUCUCAAAAAUUGGUUUAUAUAGGGAUAGAACUUUCACUGUGCACAUUACAUGGUCCCAAAUAUAUGGAGACAAUGUACAAGAUCUCCUGGGUGGGGGAAGUAUUGAGUGCCUAGGAAUUGUAGAUGCAUUUCAACAUAUACAAGUUGGGUUAUCAAAUCUAACACAAAAAGGGGCACAUUCCCUAUUCACCAUCACACUAGAACAACAGUGGACAGUUGAUUUCACCAUUCAUCAUAAGGUGUCUACUGCUAGCUUUGCAGAUUUGGCAGGAAGUGAUAAAAUUGUAUAUGAUGGUAAUGGAUAUAUACAAACUUUACCAGUAGAUCCUGGUCUUCAAGCUCUUCAUCACUGUAUAAUGACAUUAUCAGAACCAUACAUAAAUAAUUUUAGUUUGAAUCAUGUACCUUAUUCUCAAUCAGUAUUAACAACCUUAUUAAGAGAUUCAUUUGGAGGCAGAGCUAAGACUAUGGUGAUUUGCUGUAUCUCCCCAUUACUCAAAGAUUUUGUGGAAACAUUGUACUCCCUACAGUUGCUUCUACGUUGCCAAGCUAUCAAAAAUACAGUUACAGUUAAUUCCUAUACCACAUAUGAAACUGCCCAGGAGAGCUUUGAUGUAUUUGGUUUACAGUUUGCAGCAAAUCAAUUACUCAAGUUGGUAUCUAAUGCAGAAGAAUUAUUUCAAAAGCUUGUAGUGAAUGGUGGUUUGAAUAAGAAUGAAAUUGAGCAAAUUUCACACUGGCUCACUCUGAAACAGGAGUGUGAAGAAUGUCUGAGUGAAAAUUCAGAACAACACAGGUCCUUGGAGAGAAUUGAGGAGGAAAUUGAAGACAGUUCAGAAACUGUGAGUGACAGUGAAGAAGUGUUGGAGGAAGAAGAAUCUCAAUCCCUUUAUGAAAAACUAGAUGGAUUAAUGGAUAAUUUCAAAGUAGCUACUGAUAAACUUAUUUAUAAAGCUAAUGUGGUGGAGAGUAAUCCUGCCAAGAAGAACAGUCCAACUAGUUCUAAUAGUAGUUACUAUUUCAAUAGUAGUAGAUGUAGAAGAGGAAGCAUCCAUUCUAUCAGUUCUAUAGAUUUACCAUUUGCAUCACCAACUGAAAUGAAACUGAUUGAAGAAGAUGUGUUUUUACAUAAUGACCAGAAAAAUGAUAGUUCCUUAUCAUAUGAAAUGAGGAAGAAAGUUCUGAAACAAAUAAAUAGUGCCAUUGAAGGUAGCCAAAAACAAAUCAAGAACUUGGAAGAAACUAUUAGAGUAAAGGAAAACUUGAUGAAACAACUCCUUGAACAUAAAGAUAUCCAAUCAAAUGCUCUUUUGAAAAUAAAACAGAAAUGCCAGAAGCUAAAAAAAGAAUAUGAGACUACCCAAGACAAGAUGAUUCAAGCACAAACCCAAAAGAAUCAUUAUUUGGAGGGAAAAUACAAGACUGAACUAGAGGAAGUAGAAGUUAAACUGAAAGAUAUUGAAUCUCUAAAGAAUAUAACUGAAGAUGAAAGGAAGAAACUUAUGCAAUUAGAAACUAGUUUGAAGUCAUCAAGAAAGCAACUGGAGAAACUAAAGAAACACAGAAAAGAAGAGGAGAAGAGAAAGCACCAUUAUGAAUGUAAAAUUGCAGAAGAAACCACUAAAUUGAACUUAUCUAAAGAUAGUAAUACCAGUGACAAGAAUAAGAAAAGUAGUGAUCUCAAGGCUGUAGCUUUAAUUUCCCAUUCAAGUAUUUCAAGCAAUGAUGAAAAGAGAUUGAUAGCACCCUUGUCAAGUGAAGAACUAGAGUGUCUAAGACAUGAAAUCAGAAACUUGAGAAAAACCCGUGACUUCCUCCUUGAAAAAAAAUUCAAAAUUGAUGCCAAGUCAAAGAAAACAAAGAUGCUGAAUGAAAUUGAGGAGAGAAAACUAUUUCAGUAUGAAGAAGCCAUAGAGGGAAUAGACUUGGCCAUAGAGUACAAGAAUGAAAUCAUUUGUGGUCAUCAGCCAGUGAGUGAACAAGCACUGGAAAGGCUGGAGGAACAAGGGGACAAAUUGUUGAUGGACAGAGUUAUGAAGUUAACUGAAAAUGAAAUGAGAGUCCUCCUGCACAAUUAUUUUCAGAAGGUAAUUGAUUUGAGGGGUAGCAGUAAAAAGCUGGAACUGCAAGUGACAGAAUUCGAAUCCCAGAACGAAAAUCUAGCCUGUCAAGUACAGAACCUCAGCCAUACUUUGCGAAAAGUUCGCUUGGAAGGAGAGAGAAGGAUGGUACUGAUGCAGCAGCAACACGAAAAUAAGAUCCACCUGGUUUUGCGCCAUCUAGCCAAUGAUGGAGGCGAAUCAGAUCAGGUCAUACCAAGGGUCAUAGGUGGCAAGCUGCGGCCGGUAGGCGGCACCAGCAAGCAGGUGGGCAAGAACAGCAGUCUCAUCACCAGGAUCACGAGCAUCGCGCGGCACGAGAUCGUGCCCAGGCAGCUGCAAUCCGUCAUUCCUGCGCCGCAGGCGAAGGUCACCAGGCAGAAGAACAAGUUGAUCAUUCAGCAAACGAAUAAGUGAGGACUUGAUAGCGAGCGACAAUGGUAUGUUUCGACUGUGGAUGAAAUUAUGAUUCCACUGGAGAUUAGGCAACGUGAGGUUAUUUCAACAGUUAGUUUCAAAAGUCAUAUCAAGCUGAUAUGCAAUAAUAAAACUGAAGUUUAUUGGUUAGAGAUGGUUAGAGUGACCCCUGAUUUAUAGAUUCAAUAAUGUAAGGUAACCCAAGUACUUCCGUUAUACAAUAGAAGAUAACACAUAGGAUUUUUCCAGUAUAGUGGGCCGAUUCUCAAAUGGCGAAUAAAAUUCUCGCACAUUUUCAUUAUCAAAUUCGUGUUUUUCAGAAAAAAUACGUAAGUACCAAAAAAAAAAUUUCGGAAAAAAACCCAUCGCAUGAUAAGUGCAAAAUUACCGAAUACAUUUCUACUGUUGAUAUUUUUCCUGUCUAGACGAGAAAUUCAUAAAAUAUUUAAGGUCUAUAAUAUGCUCAGAUUUCAGAACCCUAUUUUCAACAUUUAUGUGGAACAAUGAUACAAAUUAUAGGGAUUUUUUAUUUGAAUGUACAUAUUUUGGGUUGACUGCCUUUUUAUGUGAUAUUUAUUAUACUUACAAUUUCUUUGUCUCUCAAAGAAUCUGAUAGUUUUCUUUAAUUAUAAUAAUUGUACUUGUAACUCUACAUUGUACUAUUCCAACAGAGAAUAAAUAAUAUUAUCCAGUAUUAUAA
Molecule: messenger RNA, 3547 nt
Organism: Phaedon cochleariae (mustard beetle)
Lineage: Eukaryota; Metazoa; Arthropoda; Insecta; Coleoptera; Chrysomelidae
Source: the annotation of a GenBank genome assembly